AUGCCGCCGCGUGAGUCCUCGGGCGACCACAAUCCCCAGUCCCCCCUGCGUCGAUCCCACCACUACAUCUACAUCGUCUCCUGGGCGCUCCUCUCCUCCAUCAUCCUCUACGGCGCCGGAGGGCUCUCCUACGUUGAUGCCGUGCUGCUGGCCUCCGGCGCGGCCACCCAGACCGGGCUGAACACGGUCGACCUCAACCGCCUCAAUGCCGCGCAGCAGGCCACCCUGUGGCUGGUGUCCAUGGUGACGAACGUCAUCUUCGUGCAUUCGCUGCUGGUGGUGAUCCGCCUGUACUGGUUCCGGAAGCGAUUCCGCCACGCCAUCCACGAUGCCAAGAUGCUGUGUCGCGCGCAGCGCAACACCCUGAAUCAGCGGCUCGCCGACGUGGAAAUCGGGCCUCCGCGGGCUGUCCAACCGCCAGAGGAAGUGCCCCUGCUGGCCACCGUGGACGAGGAGAGCCGUCCCGACUCGCCCGAGGUGUCGCCCGGCAGGAAAUACGGCGCCACCAGCCCGCACAUCACCUUCCGGGAAACCGACCCCGAGCACGAGGUCAAGCAGCGGCGACGGUCGUACUCGUGGUCCCGGCGGUCCCUGUCGCUGUCCGACACCGACACGCCGCUGCGUCGGUCCUUCUCCGAGCUGCAGAACGAGAUGCCCCCGCUGCCGUCCCUGGCCUGGCAGGCCUCCAUCGCCAGCUACUCGGACUGGAACGAGACGCAGAAGGAGGAGCUGGGCGGGAUCGAGUACCGGGCGCUGAAGCGGCUGAUCGUCAUCCUGGUGUGCUACUUCGUGGCGAUCCACGUGCUGGGCUUCGUGCUCUUCGUGGCCUGGAUCCUCCCCAACAACCACUACAGCGCGGUGCUGGCAGACUCCGGGCUGCACCGGUCCUGGUGGGCGGCCUUCACGGCCGGAUCUGCCUUCAACGACCUCGGAUUCACCCUGACCCCAGACUCAAUGGCCUCGUUCAACGCCGCCCCGUUCCCCCUGCUGGUCAUGACCGUGCUCAUCGUGCUCGGCAACACCGGCUUCCCGUGCAUGCUCCGCUUCAUCAUCUGGACCAUCCUGCAGUUCACCACCUACGGCAGCCCCCUCGACGACGAGCUGCAGUACCUGCUCGACCACCCGCGCCGCUGCUUCACGCUGCUCUUCCCCAGCAGCGAGACCUGGCGUCUGGCCGCGGUUCUUCUGCUCUUGAACGCCUUUGACCUGAUCAUCUUCUACACAUUGCAAGAAACCCCCCACCUAACCCCCCUCCCCGCCCCCCUCCGCCUCAUCAACGGGCUCUUCCAAAUCGCCUCCACCCGAACCGCCGGCUUCAGCAUCACCUCCCUCGCGACCCUGCACCCGGCCGUGCAGGUCUCCUUCCUGAUAAUGAUGUACAUCUCCGCCUUCCCCAUCGCCAUCGCCAUGCGCAAAACCAACGUCUACGAAGAACGCAGCCUAGGCAUCUACUACACCGACGAAUACGACAACCCCAAUCCCAAUAACCCCCACAACCACAACUCCACCCCUCCCUCUCCCCUCCCUCAAUCACAACCCCAACCCCACCACCACCACCACAACCCUAACCGCACAUAUCCAACGCCAACUCGGCUUCGACCUCUGCCCCACAACCAGCCCCACAACUCCACCCAAAACAACCCCGACCUCUCCUUCUCCCUCUUCCCCAUCCUCUUCGAGAUCGUGUCCGCGUACGGCACCGUCGGCCUGUCGAUGGGGUAUCCCGGCUCGGAAACGAGUCUGUGUCGCGAGUUCGGCGCCGUGGGGAAGGUCAUUGUUGUGGCGAUGCAGAAGUGUUAUCCUCGCGACAGAUAA
This is a messenger RNA of Aspergillus heteromorphus CBS 117.55, 1815 nucleotides long. Its product is annotated as potassium transporter. The record is from RefSeq and is a predicted model, not a curated record. Gene Ontology annotation, biological process: intracellular potassium ion homeostasis; potassium ion import across plasma membrane. The coding region runs from base 1 to 1815 and encodes 604 amino acids. The transcript has 4 exons. Gene Ontology annotation, molecular function: high-affinity potassium ion transmembrane transporter activity. Lineage: Eukaryota; Fungi; Ascomycota; Eurotiomycetes; Eurotiales; Aspergillaceae. Gene Ontology annotation, cellular component: plasma membrane.